Messenger RNA from Pseudoliparis swirei, 9059 nucleotides. Its product is annotated as serine/arginine repetitive matrix protein 2. Gene Ontology annotation, cellular component: nucleoplasm. The record is from RefSeq and is a predicted model, not a curated record. Lineage: Eukaryota; Metazoa; Chordata; Actinopteri; Perciformes; Liparidae.
CCGAGGCCAGCUCCGAGGGGAGUGGCAGAAAUAGAGAUGGGGCAUCGGAGGAUGUAAAGGGUCUGAGUGAGGUGCCUCUCUUCGCCUUUUCUACUCAGGCCUGAUACAUGGCAGCGUGUCUCCAGACCGGGCUGCACGGAGCGACUCGGUCCUGGGUCGGGUCUUGUGAGCGAGGAAUGUGCCGUGGAUUCUGAGAGGCCGUCUGGUGGAUGAGGGGCAGAUAUAGCGGCACAGAGGAGCUCCGUGCCCGGGGGGAAACCUGGUCAGAAGGCGUGACCCCUGGAGCCGGUGGCCGAGCGAUGGACAGCUGGACCCUGCAGGGGGACAGCUGCUCCUUCCUGGGCAGUGCGCCCCGCCACGCCUUCUCCCUGUGCCGCCGCGACGGCUCGCCCAACCACGUGGAGCUCUUCGACAUCAUCAACGUGCCGAGUCAGCGCGGCACCAUCUCCGAGACCACCUGCCUGUGCGACAUCUUCGGAGACGACUGCGAGUCGGCCUCCCUCUCCGGCAGCCAAGCCGCCGUCGGGGCUUUCUUCCCCGCCCUGAAGCAGGCAGCAGCGCCGGCGGAUGACCUGAACGACUCCUCCAGCUCCUACCACACCGCGCCGGGCUCCAGCGAAGGGGAGGAGGGCUUCGAGGACUCCAGGGAGAGGGCCCACAGCCCCCCGCUGCAGAGCGGGUCUUCGGAGAGGAGGACGCCGGUGGCCGAGGGGCUUCCAGAGGUCUCUGAGGACAGAAGCCCGCCUUUAGAACCAGAGAGCGGAUCACCAGGACCUCAUCUUAGCAGAGCCAGCCCACCGGCAUCAGUCCCUGGGGAGAGCCCCCCCUCCCCUGGACACAACAGCCCCGUUACCCUCGGCACAGAGGUGAGAUGUUCAGCUUCAUCACGAAAUCCUGGACCAGAACCAGACCCCACCAGAACCACUCCAACAUACAAAGAUAGACUUGAGUCUCUAUCUCCAAGUCCCUGGACCUCCUCCUCCGAGUCAGCUCCAGAGCCGAGGACCACCUGCUCUGAUCCCUCCCCUGAGACCCCUCCCAAAGACGUUCCUCUAGAUUCUUCUGAAUCAGCGUUUGACGCACUUUCAUCAUCCCGUAUUCCAAAGUCAUGGUCCCGGUCCAGAGACCCGUGGGCCUCCCCUGAGCUCAUCUCUCGGCCCUCCUCCCCAGACACACGAGCAUCAUCUCCCCUCUCCGAGCUGAGAGGGAGGGUCUCCCUGCCCGAUCUCCUCAGCCGAGGCUCAACACCCGACACCGAAGACGACCCCCACGCCCCGGAGCGGACCUCCUCCAGCGCGGGAGGAGACGGGCCAGGCGGCAGCGCUGCAUCGACACCCGGCCCACGACACCCCCCCCCCACACCUGUCCUCUCAACAGCUCCCUCCCCUGGCCUGCUCCGGGCUCCUCCUCCUGCUAUGACCAGGACUCCGUCUCCUGACCCCUCCCAUAACGUUAGACACACUUCAACUCCUCCCAGGACCCAGGUGUCUUCACCUGUGCUGAGUUACAGCUUAUCACCUAGCGCCACGAGGAGCUGCUCCCCCACAGACCUCAGACAGACGGCCCGCUCACCUGAGAUCAGGAUUACAGCUUCCUCCCCCGAGGUCCGGAGAAGAGAGCGGUCUUCUGAAGUGGAAACAACACCUGCGUCUCCUCUCCUAGGUCCUCACUGCUCCUCACCAAGGAGCCUCACUUCCUCCCCUCACAUCUCAGGUGUUUCUUACUGUGUUGUUCAGCCCGAGGACAGAGACUCUCCCCCGCUCCCCGAGCUCUCUGGUCUCUGCCCCCCAGAGCCUGAGAGGUCACCUGUGUCCCCUGAAGCCGGGUCCCCCCCGUCCCCGAGAGGUUCACCUCGUACCUCCGGCUUCACAAGCUCUGUCCUGCAGCCUGAGAUAACUCAACCCAGGUGUCACACUCCUUCACCUGAGCCAGAGCAUCACACACCUUCACCUGAGCCAGAGCACCACACACCUUCACCUGAGCCAGAGCAUCACACACCUUCACCUGUUGCUCCAUCACCUGUUGCCCCAUCACCUUUUGCUCCAUCACCUGUUGCUCCAUCUCCUGUUGCCCCAUCACCUGUUGCUCCAUCACCUGUUGCUCCAUCAUCUGUUGCCCCAUCACCUUUUGCUCCAUCACCUGUUGCUCCAUCUCCUGUUGCCCCAUCACCUCUUGCUCCAUCUCCUGUUGCCCCAUCACCUGUUGCUCCAUCUCCUGUUGCCCCAUCACCUUUUGCUCCUUCACAUGUUGCCCCAUCACCUGUUGCUCCAUCACCUGUUGCUCCAUCACCUGUUGCCCCAUCACCUUUUGCUCCAUCACCUGUUGCUCCAUCUCCUGUUGCUCCAUCACCUGUUUCUCCAUCACCUGUUGCCCCAUCUCCUGUUGCUCCAUCACCUGUUGCUCCAUCACCUGUUGCUCCAUCACCUGUUGCCUCAUCACCUGUUGCUCCAUCUCCUGUUGCCCCAUCUCCUGUUGCUCCAUCACCUGUUGCUCCAUCACCUGUUGCCUCAUCACCUGUUGCUCCAUCUCCUGUUGCUCCAUCUCCUGUUGCUCCAUCACCUGUUGCUCCAUCUCCUGUUGCUCCAUCACCUUUUGCUCCAUCACCUGUUGCUCCAUCACAUGUUGCCCCAUCACCUGUUGCUCCAUCACCUGUUGCUCCAUCUCCUGUUGCCCCUUCAUUUGUUGCUCCAUCACCUGUUGCCUCAUCACCUGUUGCCUCAUCACCUGGUGGCCCAUCACCUGUUGCCCCAUCAUUUGUUGCCCCAUCACCUGUUGCCCCAUCAUUUGUUGCUCCAUCUCCUGUUGCCCCAUCAUUUGUUGCUCCAUCACCUGUUGCCCCAUCAUUUGUUGCUCCAUCACCUGUUGCCUCAUCACCUGUUGCUCCAUCACCUGUUGCCCCAUCAUUUGUUGCUUCAUCACCUGUUGCCUCAUCAUCUGGUGCCCCAUCACCUGUUGCCCCAUCUCCUGUUGCUCCAUCACCUUUUGCCCCAUCACCUGUUGCCCCAUCUCCUGUUGCUCCAUCACCUUUUGCCUCAUCACCUGUUGCCUCAUCACCUGGUGCCCCAUCACCUGUUGCCCCAUCUCCUGUUGCUCCAUCACCCGUUGCUCCAUCACCUGUUGCUCCAUCACCUUUUGCUCCAUCACCUGUUGCCCCAUCAUUUGUUGCAUCAUCUCCUGUUGCUCCAUCACCUGUUGCUCCAUCUCCUGUUGCUCCAUCACCCGUUGCUCCAUCACCUUUUGCCUCAUCUCCUGGUACUCCAUCACCCGUUGCCCCAUCAUUUGUUGCUCCAUCACCCGUUGCCCCAUCAUUUUUUGCCCCAUCACCCGUUGCCCCAUCUCCUGUUGCUCCAUCUCCUGAGCAGAGGUAUCAGCACUCACAGGUAAUCCUCUCCACUGAGCACAGCCCUCGUUGGACCCGGCCCCCUCCUCCUCCUCCUCCUCUAAGAGACACACCUGAGGUUGCGGGUGAUUCCUCUUCAGUUGACGUUACAGAGAGACGUCCAGAGGAGAGCGUCUCACCUGCAGUUGGAGGAGUAGAAGUUACACGUAAACAAAUCAUUGAGUCCUUUAGUCAGAAAGAAGACACUUAUAAGGAUCUCCCCGUUAAGUCUCUCUCUCCUCGUCGUCCAGUCUCCAGGAGUCCAGGUAGCUCACCUGUCUAUCGGGCUACAGCCAGCUCACCUGUGCAGCUACUGGAACCCGCCCAGCCUCGAUCGACUGCCCACUCCCCGACCUCUGAAAGCAGCAGCUCAUCAGAACCCGCCUGCACACCUGAGCCCUCAAGCAGCCAGCCGCCGCCCAGAGUGAGACGAGAGCCCGGCCAGAGGACCACGGGGGUCAUGGCCCACCACGUGAGCAGGAGGCGGACCCCCUCCCCCCCCCUCACCAGGUUCACACCUGUUCACAUCAUAGCCCCCGAGAAGCCCUCCAGGCCGUGGCAGAACCGGAGCCGCGGCCCCUCUCAGGUCGAAGCAUCCUCCCCGAGAGGUCAUUUAAAGACAGCGGUGACAAGCAGGGAAAACCCCCAUGUCGCCCGCGUUGACAAUAAUAGCCAGGCCCAUUGGCUCGGGCAGGGAAGGCAACCGGAGAUGGAGAGGGAACUGCAGCUGCAGGAGGAACGGGAGGUAGGUAGGCACAGGGAAAAGGAGAGGGAGAUGGAGAGAGAGCGACAGAAGAGGGAGGAGCGGCUUCCUGAAAAGGGGAGGGGCGGGCGGUGGGCCGCCAGAGGGGAACAGGCCGAGCUGUCAUUCAAUGCCAGGAAUAGAAAAGGACCCGCGAGCCGCGGCGCAGCGCCCACAAGCAGAGACACCGGCCAUUCCUACUCAGAGAGACCGCUGCAGCAGCAACAGAGUCCGCCCAGAGCCGCUUCCCAACCGGACGGCGGCGGCGGCGUUCUCGGGCGACGGCGUCCACCUCCAGCGCCGCACAACCACAGCGGCGGUGCCGUGAACGGGCCCUGCCGGAGCUCCGGCUCCAGCAUGGGCAGCGAGCUGGACGAGGUGGACGACGAGGGGAAGUGGCUCACGGACUCGUCUCUGCGCAGCCUGUCGAGCCCCGAGCCGGAUUACCUCGACAUGUACAACUCCAGCUGCCGCUCGUCCACCGACGUGUCUCGGUCGUCGACACGGGAGAGCCCGGCCGGGGGCGGCGGCGCCUGGCCGGCCUACGCCGACUUCAGGGGUUCUGCUCCCAGGCUGGACAAUGAGGAACCGCCCCCAGGCCUGGAUCCAUCGCGGCGCAUUGAGAUGGGCAGCUUUGAAUGCGUGGACGUGGCCGUGGACAGAGAGGACUGCAGGAGGGUGAGGAGAGGAGUGCCGAAGAGGCAGAUCCAGCUGAAGAGGAGGAGUCACUCUGAAGGGAAGCCGGAGGAGAGCAGCGCCAACAGCAGUCCUGGGUUACCAGGGAUGGUGGGAAGCCCGUCUCCAGAGAGCUUCUCCAGGGAGACGCUCACGAGGCAGCACAGCACGCCAGAGGCAGCGCCACAACGCCAGGAGAGGAAACUCCAGAAAUCUGUUUCUCUGGAUGAGACGUGCACCAAAACCAAGAUGGCCACUUGUAUCAUCAAGAGUGUGUUGUCCAAGAAGAUGCAGGGCGUGGACGAACAACCCGAGGAGCGCGCAGGAGAAGAAGGGAGCGCCGAGUCCGAUGAGCCCAAAGAGUCCCCACAGCCCGACUCACACCACCGCCGCUCAUCGGAGGGUCUCCCUGCAGGAGCGGAGCCGAGAACGCAGGAGGAAUCCAGACCGCCGAAAAGCUUGGGAGCGAGAUCCGGCAACGGGCCGAGCGAGGCGGCCGACCCGCACGCCGCGGCCUCGCUGAGAUCUGACGCCAGAUCAGAAUCGAGAGCGCCGUUCGAGAGGAAACGGUCGACGGGCGCCGCGCCACGAGCCGCUGACGGCGGCGGAAUGCAGGGCGGUGACUCAGCAGAUGCCGCUGCCGGGAACUCAGGAGCUCCUUCGGCCACCGGAGACGGCAGCGUGCCGGUCAGGGCGACGGGCGGAGGCCGGGAAUGCGACCGCCGACUGCAGCCGGCUCACAGACACACGCAGGAGGUCACGCUCAGAGCCGUGGAGAAGAAGAAGGCCUCCUUAAACGUCUGCCUCACGCCGGAGGCACAGCACAAACCCUCUGGGCUGAAGAGGGAACGGCUGGAGGCCGGCGAGGACCAGAAAACAGAGGAGGAAGAAGAAGGAAAUGGGAACAGUAACGCUAAAGUCCCCAUUCACAAAGUUAGAGACGUGAGGAGACUCGUAAAACAUACGUACAAUCUGUCCUUCAAGGCAACGAGUGAUGAGCCGCCGUCACGGGGGGACGGAGAACGGAUGGACUCUUCUCAUCGGGACCGGAGGGAAGAAAUAACAGAUGAGAGAAGGGAAGAGUUCCCACGGGAGGAGAGGGAGGAAAGGCCGUUGAUGAGGAGGGAGGAGGUGAGAGAGCCAAAGAGGACCCCCGUGUCUCCUCAGUGCAAACCGAUGCAGAUUCACUACAAGGCCGUGUGCUGGAAGGAAGACAAAAACAAAACGGAGCCGCCGGGCCUCAAAGCCCCGGCUGCCGAGAAGCAGCUCGUCACGCAGCGGAGCCACGCCACGAGUCCACGGCACGGCGCCGCCGACAAGACGCCGGGAACACCAGAGAGCAACGAGGGCAGAGCGGCGGCGCUGAAGGCCGACAGGAAGCCGCCGCUGCUCGGCAGCCUCCCCAAACUGCCCAGUAAGGACCGAGAGGUGUCCACCGCCGUGGUGCUCAUACGAGACGGAUCCAGUCAGAACGAGAUGUCCGCCCAGGAGGAGACUCCCCCCCUCCUCCAAGGCCCAGCUGCUGCCCACUCGCCUGGACCCACCAGCCCCACCAGCCACGCUAGUGGCCACUCGGUGUCGACGCUGUUGAAGGAGAAGGGCUACCAGGCGGACAUCGGAGCCGUGAAUAAAGGGCUUCCACGUAAACACGUGAACUGCCUGGAGGUCCCCCUCCGGCCCACCAGCCCCGCCCGAGGAGGUCGGCCGGAGCCGCGCAGAGAGAGGACCUUCUCCUCCUCGUCGCCCAGCAACACAGACUCCCUCGCACAGGCCAGAGGAGACGAGGGGAAGCAGAGCGCCGCUCCUCCAACACCGCCUCCCGCCAUGCUCAGGGAACAUGGAGACUUUGAAGCGGUGAAAAGACUGGACCCGACCGUCCCCCCCAGGUUCCCGCCGCAGGCCAUCGAGGUGAAGUCUGUUUCUAAAGAAACCCCGAAGCCAGAGACGCACGUCUCGGCCAACAGCAUCGAGGUUCAAUCUGUAGCUAAAGCUUCUCAGAAGCCGGCCGUGGCUCCGAAACCGAGCUGCAAAUUCAAACCGGCAGAUUCGGGAGCCGUGCCGAGCGAAGCGCCGAGAGCGCCCGGCGAGGAGAGGCCUCAGACCAUCGUGGUGUCCUCGCCGACCGUCUACAGGACGCUCUCCAACGAGUCCACGUCCAGCUACACCAGGAAGCUGGCCGUGUCGGCCGUGUCCAGCCUCAAGCCGCCGGCGUGCAAAGCCACGGCCACGCCCAUCUCCGGCCUCUCCACCCAGCCGGAGGCAUCCGGUGUCAGAGGUCAGCGGCCCGGGGCCUCGCCUCAGAGAAGCACGGCCGUAGCUACAGCUCCGGGUCCGGCCUCUGACCCCGAGCCAAACCGUGUUCCUGGACCUGAAUCAGCUGUUCUGGAUCCAGAAGGCCACGCCCGGUACCCCAGAUCGCCCAGAUCGCCACACCCUCCUGAGCGAGCCACGCCGGUCUCUCCAAACAGCGCUAAACCACCUGCGGCUCCGGUGCUGCUGGGAUACCGCGGCUCGCCCUGCAGCCGGCGCUGCUCCCCGAGGCCGGAGGACCUCCUCUUCGACGCGUCGGACGACCCGCCGAGCUACGACGAGCGAGAGAGCUUUAGCCCCCUCCUGCUGCCGGACCUCAGCCCCGGGAGGUCGACCCGCUACCGGUCCUCGCCGCGGCCCCCUCCCUGCUCCUGCACCGCCGGCUGCCCCUCCCACCCGGGCCCCCCCCCUCCUCAGCGUCACCGCAGCCCCCACAGCCUCAGCCCUCCCGCGCCGCCGCCCUCUCCGGGACAGGCGUCGCCUUACUCGGUGGCUCCGCCCCCUCUCCGCCUGCACCAGCCCAUGAGCUACCAGCCCGGCUCUCCCAAGUCCAGUCCGCUGGGUCCGGGCCAGCCGCCGGCCGCGUCCCAGCCUCUCCACCAGCCUCCUCCCGGGGUGCCCCCCCACCAGACCUGCCCCGCCAACCGCCCGCUCUAUCCCCCCCAGCAUAUGGACCCCCGACGCCCCCCAGUGCACAGAUCCCCCCAGCAGCAUCCACCAGGCGUGGCGGGCGCCCCGGGCCACGGCCACUCACCUGGCCUGCCGCCCAUGGACCCCCAGUACCUGUGUGGCCCUCAGAGCCUUGGGCCGGCCUAUGGCUCUGAAUACGGGGGCGAUAGCUCCAGUUUGUACUCGGACGGCAGCUACGGACAGACCCCCCGCAGGGUGCUCAUGGACCCCGAGACGGGGAAGUACUUUUACAUCGAGGUGCCCGUGCAGCCGCUGAGGAAAAUGCUGUUCGACCCGGAGACCGGCCAAUACGUGGAGGUGCUCAUCCCGCAGCAGGCCGUGUCCCACCCGGGCCUGUACCCCCCCGCCGCGGCCCCCUACUCGUCCCUCCACAGCCCCAACAUGUACGCUGCCGCUCCACAGUACAUGCCCUAUGCAGCCCCUCCCCCCCAAGCCCACCCCCAGCCCCCCCGCUACCCCGAGGCCUCUGUCGCUGCAGCAAUGCACCAUGCAGGCGGGCCGGGGGUCCACUACAGGAACCCCCCCGGUCCCACCAAGCCGGAUCCCCAGAGCCACGCGCCGCUCGACCAGAGCUACCUGGACGGCGUGUACUACGUCCCCACGGGGAUGAGCGCCAGCCCCACGGCCACGCCCCCAGACUACUACCACCAGCACCCGCCCAGCCUGCCCCCGGCGGGGGGGAAGAGGUCCUGAAAUAGAGGACAGAGGCCGCCGUCCUGGAGCCUGUUGGGUUUUAAAUACACGGUGUAUAAAGGAGGUGUCCGAUGUUAGACCCUCAUGUUAUUUGAGUUUUCGCACAUUGCAACUGACGACACGACUCUGUGAUUGUUUGUUUGUUUGUUUGUUUUCUGCUUUGCUGCUUGAAAUAUCUGAUUCUUGAGUUCAUAGUUUUGAAUAGAGUUUUUUUUAUGAGGUGUUCUUAAAUCUUACAAUGUUUGUCACUUUUGAUACAGGGUAGGAACCUCACGCUGUGUGUCAACAGUCAAUAAAUAGGUUUUACUGACAAAUAUGUGGAAAACACUGUUUUAAAAGAACCUAAUGUUUAUUGUAUUAUUGUGUUUCUCUAAUAUUGGAUGAGUGAGUUUGUGCAUGUUGAGAUAUGCUCUCAUAUUGUGUGAUUGGACAUUGGGCAACUUGAACUGAUUGUGACCAAUGAACCUGAUUUGAGCCACCUGUGUGUGGGCGUGAACUGUUUAUUUGAGUGUCAAUAAAAAGCCUCACUGGAGGGUGAGGGCAGUUCUCUAUUGGCUGUGUAACAGACAA